Drosophila sulfurigaster albostrigata is the source of this 1279-nucleotide messenger RNA. RefSeq names its product neuroendocrine protein 7B2 (gene 7B2). The transcript is spliced from 2 exons. The record is from RefSeq and is a predicted model, not a curated record. Gene Ontology annotation, molecular function: enzyme regulator activity. Gene Ontology annotation, cellular component: secretory granule. Lineage: Eukaryota; Metazoa; Arthropoda; Insecta; Diptera; Drosophilidae. Gene Ontology annotation, biological process: neuropeptide signaling pathway; regulation of hormone secretion. The coding region runs from base 150 to 992 and encodes 280 amino acids.
ACUGGUUGUCACCACAUCACAAAGCUGACUAGCUCAAUAUCGUUAUACACACCGACAGUGGAAACUGUUACAGCUGCUGCUGUCGAAAAAUCAAUAGGAAUUAAAACUUCGACGUAAGCAAAGCGAUAUCAAGUUUAUAAGUGCGCAAUAUGUUCGCCCAACCGAAAGGAAUUUGUUUGUUACUGGGAUGUCUCGCUGUGCUUUUUGAGGCCUCUGUGGCCGUGCAGGGAUUUCAGUCCAAGGAUAGCGUCUUUGCCGAUGUCCUGCUGUCCGAAUUGUUGAAUCGUAUGGACAACGAUAUGCAGGUGGGCUACUAUGAUGUGGACAACGAGGGAGAUUUGGAAGCAGCUGCUGCCGCUGCCGCCGCAGCUGAUAAGGAUAAUGUGGAUCUAGUGACGCGUUCGGAAUACACCAGACUGUGCAAUGGUGGUCGCGAUUGUAUGCUGCAAUCGGCAAAUAGCAACCCAUCAUUACGCGAUCAGGAGUUCAUGCAGCACAGCUCGCUGUGGGGUCAUCAGUAUGUGACCGGCGGCAUGGGCGAAGGUCAGAGUCGUUACAAUACCAUCGUGAAAACCGAUGCCAGUUUGCCCGCCUAUUGCAACCCUCCAAAUCCCUGCCCCGAGGGCUAUGACAUGGAGACUAUGGGUGGCAAUUGCAUCAAUGAUUUCCAGAAUACCGCAAUCUAUAGUCGUGAAUUCCAGGCUGCCCAGGAUUGCACCUGCGACAAUGAACAUAUGUUUGAUUGUGCCGACCAGGAGAACGCAGCUGCCAACGAAGCUGACAACAGUGAUAUGAAUGCUGCCGUCGAGAAGUUCCUCAUGCAGCAGUUUGGAAACGACAAUAAUGUGCUGAGCAGUGCCAACGGAGUGGUUAAGAAGGCCGCUCACAUGGCCGGACUACGUAUGGAUACUUUACCCAACCCAUUCCUUCAGGUUGGCCCAGACGAUCGUCUGCCUAUUGCAGCCAAAAAGGGCAAUAUGCUCUUCCACUAAUCUAUCUCCAACUACAACAUGUUUGACAUCGCUUAAAAUUAGCUAAACAAAGAAAAAACUAAACCACAUAUUGAAUGUCUUUAUUAGUUUUAGUCUGUCUAAUUUGGGCAUUUUUUGAAGACGUUAUGUGUCUAUUAAGUAUUAUCACAGUUUAUUCUAAAUGUUAUCCCUCCCGCAUAAGUACAGCUCAUAGCAGCUUCCAAGUAUCCAUCAAAAAUACAUAUGUGUCCACACCAAUAAAGUUAUUCAAAAUAAACUAAGGCUUAAAGCCAAAAGAAAAGCAAUAA